UCAGCAGAGAUGAGUCCUGCCGGCAUGUCUCCACACAGUCAAGUGCAAGAGGAAAAAUGGAUCUCAAAUGGAACAAGAACUUCUACAGGAGAAGUGAACUGAAUACAGAUAUGGUCACAUGAAAAGCAUAUAUAUUUACUGAACUGAAUGGAGUCCAGUGUGCCCAACAGGCAGCAGGCAAACAAGUUCAUCUCUCCUCGAGACCAGAUUGCAGAGCAGAGGAGCGAGUAAUACUUCAGCAACAAAGGUUUUCAUAAAACAAAACUACGGGCAGAUUUGGUUGUCAAUGUAUACUGGGACUGUGGAUGUGAUAAAACAUACUGUUGCUGAAGACACAAUUUUUAAGACGUACACAAUGCCUUCUGAUGAGAAGUGGUCCCCAGUUGAAGAUGACAGUCAAGCUUCGAAACUGGUUAGAAAAGCCCGGGAUGCCCCCUUUGUUCCCAUUGGACUAGCAGGCUGCCUUGCUGUGGUGGGCUAUGGUCUUUAUAAGUUAAAACACAGAGGAAGCCAAAAAAUGUCUGUCCACCUCAUCCACAUGAGAGUUGCGGCACAAGGUUUUGUCGUAGGAGCAAUCACAAUAGGCGUUCUAUACUCUAUGUACACUGAUUACGUCAACCAGACCAGUGGCAGGCCGAAGAAAUGAUCGGUGUCAUCGAAGCAAAGAGGGAGAACAAACAAUUCCGAUCAGCAUUAUUUCCAAAUACCUAUAAGAGUGGUUCGUGUUCCAAGCAUACUACUAUAAUUUUUGGGCAACCUUGUUUAAUAAAAAAGGGAUGGUAUAUGUUCAGAACAAGUGUUAAGACUUAUAUUUGCGCGGGCUAUCCAGACAUAACCAAACCAUGAAGCUCUUCGACAGUUCUAAUCCAAACCAUCGUGUUCAGAGAUAUGUCAGUCUUUUAAGAAGUCUGUUAUCAAGAUAUUAAGCCUGAUAUGAACCUAUGAAGAGUCAGACCAUCAAUAUAUCUAGUCUAGUAAUCUAUUCUGACGGGCAACAACUCUUCAGGGUAUGCUGCCUGAAUUACUAUCUUUUAAAAUGAAACUGAAGAAGUCAAGGAUUGAACAUAGGGCCCGCUGCCUGUAAUCCGCCUGGCUCUACCACUGAAUUAUCGCCCUUUCUUAAAAUCCCCCUCAGUUUUCAAAAACAACAGAAUGAGCCCCACCACACAUUUUUGGGGUAGUCCCCUUUGGGUAAAGUCCCCCUGUGUAAGCACUGAGUCAUUACUGACCCAUGGGGGGGGGGGGACGUCGCAUCGCAAUGUUUUCUUGGCAGACUUCUUGUUACAGGUGGUUUGCCAUUGCCUUCCCCAGUCAUCUACACUUUACCCUCAGGAAACUGGGCACUCAUUUUAUCGACCUCGGAAGGAUGGAAGGCUGAGUCAACCUUGAGUCGGCUAU
Eublepharis macularius is the source of this 1398-nucleotide messenger RNA. It is a transcript of the gene HIGD1C, whose product is annotated as HIG1 hypoxia inducible domain family member 1C. NCBI's taxonomy places the organism in Eukaryota, Metazoa, Chordata, Lepidosauria, Squamata, Eublepharidae. Gene Ontology annotation, cellular component: mitochondrion. The record is from RefSeq and is a predicted model, not a curated record. Gene Ontology annotation, biological process: mitochondrial respirasome assembly. Bases 287 to 646 code for a protein of 119 amino acids. The transcript has 8 exons.